AUGGCGUGCAAAGAUCGACAUUGGUGGGAUUAUGACUGUUUGAGAACGUUUGUUUUAGCGGCAAUGAAAGAUGCCAGUGUGAUGCCGCCGAAAUGCGAGGGCUUCGACAUCCCAGAGGAUUCCUUUCUCUUCCUGCUGACCGCCGACGAGCGCCGCGAGUACCACACCAAGCAUGCAGAGUUCAUCGACAAGGAUCCUGUUUUCUGCACGAAAACUUCGUGCUCGCUUUACCUUGGCACGCGAAGAAAACGAAAAACUGCAAUCACUUGUCUGACAUGCAAUGAGCGGACGUGCGGUGCAUGUAAGGCUGCCUGGCACGGCAGGGACGCAGGGUGCACCGCGCCGGCGGACAACGAUGUCAUCUCAAAGCUUAGAAAAGGCGGCAUCCAACGGUGUCCAGAAUGUCGAAGAAUGGUCGAAAGAGCGGCAGGGUGCAACAAGAUCUGGUGCAUCUGCAGGGCGCUUUUCUGCUAUGAAUGUGGCGCCAGCUGGAAGACGUGCAAUUGGUGA
Messenger RNA from Tilletiaria anomala UBC 951, 510 nucleotides. RefSeq lists its product as uncharacterized. Gene Ontology annotation, molecular function: zinc ion binding; ubiquitin conjugating enzyme binding; ubiquitin protein ligase activity. The coding region runs from base 1 to 510 and encodes 169 amino acids. The transcript has a single exon. Gene Ontology annotation, cellular component: cytoplasm; ubiquitin ligase complex. Gene Ontology annotation, biological process: protein polyubiquitination; ubiquitin-dependent protein catabolic process; positive regulation of proteasomal ubiquitin-dependent protein catabolic process. Lineage: Eukaryota; Fungi; Basidiomycota; Exobasidiomycetes; Georgefischeriales; Tilletiariaceae. The record is from RefSeq and is a predicted model, not a curated record.